UUUUUUUUUUUUUUAAGGUCAGGUGGUUGAACAGUGGAGCCGCCAGAGGAUAUUUGAAAAUAACAUUUCCUUAAAAAAUUAAAAAAAAAAAAAAAAAAAAAAAGAAGAUAUAUUCUAUAUUUUAUUCGAUAUAUAAAAAAAGACGAAGAUGUCGGGACAGAGCAUAACGGACAGGAUAACUGCAGCUCAACACAGUGUCACCGGGUCUGCCGUUUCCAAAACUGUGUGCAAGGCCACCACACACGAGAUUAUGGGUCCGAAGAAAAAACAUUUGGACUACCUGAUCCAGUGCACCAAUGAGAUGAAUGUUAACAUCCCACAUCUGGCCGACACAUUUUUUGAGAGGACUACAAAUGGCAGCUGGGUGGUGGUCUUUAAAGCUCUCAUCGCAACACACCAUCUGAUGGUUUACGGCAAUGAGAGGUUUAUCCAGUACCUGGCUUCAAGGAAUACAUUAUUCAACUUGAGUAAUUUUUUAGACAAAAGUGGGUUACAAGGCUACGACAUGUCUACGUUUAUCAGGCGGUAUAGCAGAUACCUGAAUGAUAAAGCAGUUUCAUACAGACAAGUUGCUUUUGACUUUACAAAGGUGAAAAGAGGAGCUGAUGGGGUGAUGAGAACUAUGAACACAGAAAAACUGCUAAAAACAAUACCAAUAAUCCAAAAUCAGAUGGACACACUGCUAGACUUCAAUGUCAAUGCCAAUGAACUCACAAAUGGGGUGGUCAAUGCAGCCUUCAUGCUCCUGUUCAAAGAUGCCAUUAGACUGUUUGCUGCUUAUAAUGAAGGAAUUAUUAACCUGCUGGAAAAAUAUUUCGAUAUGAAGAAAAUCCAAUGCAAAGAGGGGCUUGACAUCUACAAGAAAUUCCUCACCAGAAUGACCAGGAUCUCAGAAUUCCUGAAAGUCGCUGAACAAGUUGGGAUUGAUAAGGGAGACAUACCAGACCUUUCUCAGGCACCUAGCAGCCUUCUCGAAGCUUUAGAACAGCACUUGGCUUCUUUAGAAGGGAAAAAGGUCAAAGAUUCCACAGCUGCAAGCAGGGCCAGCACUCUCUCAAAUGCUGUCUCAUCACUUGCAAAUACCGGCAUAUCUUUCACCAAAGUGGACGAAAGGGAAAAACAAGUGGCCCUGGAGGAAGAGCAGGCACGCUUAAAAGCACUGAAGGAACAGAGGCUGAAGGAAAUGGCUAAGAAAGGUCCAUCCUCCUCUGCCACAACAGCAGCCUCUCCUGUCUUGACCACCGGAGGGGGUAUCUGUACAACGCCCGCUAUAGACCUCUUCUCAACUCCCAGCUCCACAAACAGCUCCUCAAGGAUGCCAAAUGACUUGCUUGAUUUGCAGCCAGCAUUUCAAACAUCAAUGCAUCCGAUCGCAACUGUACCAGGAGCGAAUACAUGGGGAGAUCCUUUUACUUCUACUGAUGCUGUUGAUGACUCCAUUCCAAACUUAAACCCUUUCCUUACACAACCUGUUGUCGAAGCCUCUGUUGUGUCUUCAGACGCUGUUAGUUUUUCUUCUAGGACACCCAGUCAUGAAAUGUUUGGUGAUCAUUUCAAUCCCUUUAUUGAUUCAAGCUCCUCUGUUGCAACACAUUAUGAACACACAGUUCGGAUAGAGCAAUUUAUAUCAGAUUCCUUUUGUGGUCCACCAGCUUACCCUAGUGCUUCCCUCUUCCACACUGAGCCCUCUGCUGUAGCUGGUCUAUUUGGAGGGUUCACUCAGUCUCCAGCUCCUCAGCCACAGACCUCAGCAGGCCUUAACGUUGACUUUGAUUCAGUGUUUGGCAAUAAAUCAUCUUCUGCUAAUAACCUAGAUGCUGGUGAUGUUUUAGGUGGAAUCCUGAAACCAACAGUGACUUCUCAAAACCAGAGUCUGCCUAUUUCCAAGCAGCAGGCUGGCAUAUUAGUGUCUGACGAUUUGGAUUCAUCGCUCGCCAACCUCGUAGGCAGUAUGUAUUGUAUUGUAUUGUAUUGUAUUGUAUUGUAUUGUAUUGUAUUGUAUUGCAUCUCUCUCUCUCUCAAAAAUAUAUUCUUUUUGCUGGUCUUACGGGGCAGUGUGUGUAUAUAUACUGUGGUAGUCUUGGGGUUUAAAAUGUUUGGUCUGGGCUGUCUGUGUGAAGACCAAAGUCCUGUGUGGAAUAAGAAACUGGAACUGAAAAAGGUUUAGUUUAGCAAUCCAGUGGGAGUUUUGGUUUUUGUUUUAUUUAGUUUUGUGUUUUAAUAAAAGUGCACAACCGUAUGAGGAAAUAUCAAUGUUUAUGUCCAAAACAAAUGGGAGGAUCAGCUGUUCAAUCCUCGCCGCCUGUGCACAGCAAAAUAUAAAGAGUGCUUUAUUAAGUGGUAAAAGACCACGCUUCGUGGAAAGCUAGGUUUUGUAUAUUUCUUGAGUCUGGUGUAAAAAAAGCCCCAGCAGAUGGCUCAAAAACUAGAAAGAGCCUUUUGUGUAAAGAGCAGCCGUGAGAUCAAACCAGGAUUUGAAACUUCCACUCUCAGUGCUUUGGAACUGUCUUUGUUUAGGUAUGUUAUUGAAAUGACCAGUAUAAUUGUAUAAUGGAUCCCCUUGCUUAUUUUAAGGACUAGGGGUGAGAUGAUACACCAAGGUGACGAUACGAUUCGUAUCAUGAUACACAAGCCACAAUGUGAUUCAUAUCACGAUACACAAGCCAUGAUACGAAUCAUAUCACGAUACACAAGCCAUGAUACGAAUCAUAUCACGAUACUUAUGAAAAAAUCUCUGCUUGACAGACAGAUUCAGUUGAAAAUCAAUUACUGUAAAAACCU
Acipenser ruthenus (sterlet) is the source of this 2781-nucleotide messenger RNA. RefSeq names its product phosphatidylinositol-binding clathrin assembly protein-like. NCBI's taxonomy places the organism in Eukaryota, Metazoa, Chordata, Actinopteri, Acipenseriformes, Acipenseridae. Gene Ontology annotation, molecular function: SNARE binding; 1-phosphatidylinositol binding; phosphatidylinositol-4,5-bisphosphate binding. Gene Ontology annotation, cellular component: extrinsic component of presynaptic endocytic zone membrane; clathrin-coated pit; clathrin-coated vesicle. Gene Ontology annotation, biological process: synaptic vesicle budding from presynaptic endocytic zone membrane; clathrin coat assembly; clathrin-dependent endocytosis. The record is from RefSeq and is a predicted model, not a curated record. The coding region runs from base 149 to 2167 and encodes 672 amino acids. The transcript has 17 exons.